CGCGAAGGUGAGUGACUCUGUCCGAGCUCGGCCGCAUCGGUCAAGACCUGCGCCGCCGCCACCGCCGUCGCCGCCGCCGCCGCCGCCGAGGUACAGACGCGCGACAGGUACACGUAGUCCGAUAAUCGGCCGACGACUCCUCCUGUUGCGCUCGAGCCGCGCGCACGGUCUUCGGUUCCCCGAGCCAGUUGCCGUUCUCCGGGCGCGGUCGACCGUCGCCGCUCGCCGAUCACUCGUUCCCGGACGGAGAAGACGACCAUGGCCGUUUCCGGUGAUCGUGUCCUUCCGGCGUCCGGCCCUUCGUCCCGCGUCGCCGUCGCGGUCGCCGUCCUGUUCGCAGCCGUCGCCGUCCCUUGGACUCUCGCAACCGCGACCGAGACAAGCAAGCCAUCUUUUACUGUUGAUUAUGUCAGAAAUGAGUUUUUAAUGGACGGCAAAGUAUUUCGGUUUAUCUCGGGCUCAUUACACUAUUUUAGAGUACCUAAACCUUAUUGGAAGGAUAGGAUUCAGAAAAUGAAAGCGGCUGGUUUAAAUGCUGUAUCGACAUAUGUAGAAUGGAGUUUACAUGAACCGCAUCCAGGUGUAUAUAAUUUUGAAGACAUGGCCGAUUUGGAAUACUUUUUACAAUUAAUAAAGGAGGAAGGAAUGUAUGUAUUGCUUAGACCGGGACCAUACAUUUGUGCCGAAAGAGAUUUUGGUGGAUUUCCAUAUUGGCUGUUGAAUGUUGUGCCUCCAAAACGUCUUAGAACUAAUGAUCCAAGUUAUAAAAAUUACAUAACCAAAUGGUUUAAUGUUCUAAUGCCAAAAAUUGAUCCAUUUUUGUACGGAAAUGGAGGAAACAUUAUCAUGGUUCAGGUAGAGAACGAAUAUGGUAGCUACAAUGCAUGUGAUAAAGCUUAUAUGUUAUGGUUACGUGAUUUGUUUAAAAGUUACGUAGCACACAAGGCCUUACUUUAUACAACUGACGGGUGUGGAUAUUCGUAUUUCACAUGUGGUUCUGUGCCUGAAGUUUAUGCGACUGUGGAUUUCGGUGCUUCGACAACAAAUGUUUCUCAAUGUUUUAAAUAUAUGAGGUCGGUUCAAAAGAGGGGGCCAUUUGUCAAUUCUGAGUACUAUGUUGGUUGGUUACCCCAUUGGCAGGAGCCAAUGCCUUUAGUGAGCUCUUACGAAUCUGUGAGAGGUCUAAAAGACAUGCUGGCUUUAAAUGCAUCGAUUAAUUUUUACAUGUUCCACGGGGGUACCAAUUUCGGAUUUACAUCUGGUGCCAACAACUAUGAAACAAUAACAAAUUCCCUCUAUUUGCCCCAAAUGACCUCAUAUGAUUACGAUGCUCCGCUAAAUGAAGCUGGAGAUCCAACCGAAAAAUACUUUGCAAUUAAGAACUUCCUCGAAGAAGCUAAUUAUGUUGUGUCAAACGAAAUAUCACCAGUUCCAAUGCCAAAAGGUAAUUACGGAAGAUUUACGAUGACGCCAUUGGUAAAUUUGUUUGAAAAAGUCACGCAACGGAUUAAACCGAUUGAAAGUGAUGUUCCGUUAGCGUUCGAAAAUAUGGAUAUUGACUCGGGAUUUGUUAUGUACGAGACGAUUUUGACAAAUGAUCAAAAAAACGUCACCACUCCUGUUAAUUUAACCAUUAGCACAGUUAGGGAUCGAGCAUACGUAUAUCUAGAUAAAGUACAAGCAAGUAUUAUUACUCGGAAACAAGAAAACAUACCGAUAAGUUUAAAUUUAGACAGUUCGGUUCAAAAGUUAAGCAUUCUUAUAGAAAACCAAGGGAGAAUCAACUACGGAAGUUUUAUUGAAGACCGAAAGGGAAUUCUUGAUCCUGUUACGCUGGGGAGCAAAGUGUUGGGCCCGUGGAAGAUGAUACCAUACCCUCUGAACGAAACGUCUUGGCUUACAAUGUUUGAACCGCAAGAACACGUCACGUUGCCAGCCUUCUAUAGAACUCAAUUUACAUUUUCAAACAAUUUAACGAACAUUUAUGAUACUUAUUUGGACACCACUGGGUGGAAAAAGGGCGUGGCAUUUGUGAAUGGAAUUAACGUUGGUCGAUACUGGCCAGCGGCUGGACCUCAAAUAACUCUUUAUGUCCCUGCUACAUAUUUUAUUCCAUCACCCGGUAUAAACACUGUCGUAAUGUUGGAACUCGAAGGGGUUCCACAGGAUUUAUCAAUAGCGUUAAUUGACAAACCUAAAUUGAAUGGUUCCAUUGAUUCUUUGAUUUGACAGUUAUUAGCACUGACCCUUUGAAGUCUUUUUUUCUAAUAGUGUGGAAAUUAUUUCAAUUACAUUGAAUUGAUAUCAUUUUUAUUAUACAUAGGAAUUUGCUGUAGCGCUAUAAAAACUAUAUGAGAAUAAAAUUGAGGUUGUUGUUGCUAUUAUAACUAUGCAAUAUAUCAAACCUAAAAAUGAAUGUUAAAACGUAGCUUAUAAGAUAAUAAAAGAGUAAUUUGUGAUCUUCA
Sipha flava (yellow sugarcane aphid) is the source of this 2465-nucleotide messenger RNA. RefSeq names its product beta-galactosidase-like. The coding region runs from base 259 to 2229 and encodes 656 amino acids. Gene Ontology annotation, cellular component: vacuole. NCBI's taxonomy places the organism in Eukaryota, Metazoa, Arthropoda, Insecta, Hemiptera, Aphididae. Gene Ontology annotation, biological process: carbohydrate metabolic process. Gene Ontology annotation, molecular function: beta-galactosidase activity. The transcript is spliced from 11 exons. The record is from RefSeq and is a predicted model, not a curated record.